Molecule: messenger RNA, 719 nt
Organism: Lucilia sericata (common green bottle fly)
Lineage: Eukaryota; Metazoa; Arthropoda; Insecta; Diptera; Calliphoridae
Exons: 2
Coding region: 69-689 (206 amino acids)
Source: RefSeq, a predicted model, not a curated record
AAACAAAACAAAUACAAAAUAAAAUAUGGCAACAUUUAUAAACGAACAACAACAUCUUAAUAUCAUAAAUGAUAAAUCAAAACACAAAGCAGCACCAGCAACAACAACACCACUAUUACUACUUUGCCAACUAUACUACAGAAAAUAAAAAUGUCCAAGAGGAAAUCAGUGAUGGCAAUAAUGUUGAUGACUUUUAUCACAUAAAGCAAUGUUGUUAUCAACCUACAACAACAAUAAAAAGUAGAACACUAAACCAAAGAAACCAAUAUAUUUUAACAACAACAACCAUAACAACAGCAACCUCCACAACAACAUCAAAUGCAGAAACCCUCACAACAACACCAACAACGACUACAUUAUCACAUGUUCUACAUUCUCUAUCAUCUUACAAUUGCCGUUCUUCGUUUGUCACUGUAUUCUUAAUGGGUUAUUUACUGUUAGUUCAACAUUAUGCCAUGGCUGCUCCACAAUCGUGUAUACUCUGUGAUAAAAAUGAUUUACAAGCCAAAGAUCCACAAACAAAUUAUGAAGAAUUUCUAUUUGAACAUCAGGUGACGAGACAAGAUGCGAUAAACGCUUUGAGGCAAUUAAAUGAGAGUUUUUAUGAAGGAACCGCCUCGGAUAGUUCGUGUAAUGGUGUCCGUUGUACGGAAAAAGUUAUGAAAUAUGUUUGGGACCACAAUUUAUAAAUGAUCAUUGUUGGUGUGAGGUGGGCCACA